AUGGAUCAUUUAGAUCCAUAUGCAUAUUAUAGCCUUGUGCUAACAAUAUCUGCAUGGGACUCAAAGCAGGUGGUCAAUGUAGACUCUCGUGUUAUCAUUGGCAACAUCACUAUAUUCGAUCAGCAAACGGGAAAGAGCAUAAAGAUAUCGGACCUACAAGGUUAUGCGUUGUUUAGACCACUCAUAACAACAUCUACAAAUAACAACAAUAGUAACACAUCAUCAUCGUCAACAAUCAAUCAUGGUGGUGUUGUAUCAAAGAAGGAGAUCAGGCUCUCAAACGAUCAGACCAUUCAGACUUAUAGUAUAAAGAGUGGCACUCAGUUGGAGCUGAGACAGGUCGAUAUGCAGGCCAACAACAAUAACAACAACUAUCACCAUCCAAGAUGGUACUACAAGACAAUCGUACCUUCGAACCAAUUGGAGUCACUACUACUUCUAAAGGACAACAACAACAACAACAACAACAACACACCUGCUACAACAUCACCAUCAUCAGUAUUAUCAUCACCGACACCGUCACCAUCAACAUCAUCAUCUCAUUUCAGUAACAGCAAUUGUAUUGGAGGACAUGCACUGCUCGGAGGUGAGGACCAAUCUACCACACCUGUCUCCAACUCGUGGCAAGCACCAUCCACUCGAGGUGUGAUCGACAUCAUCGACAAUAUCAAGUCAAACAAGUUGGUCACCAUUGAAUCACCAAAGAAGCCAUCGUCUGCCCUUGCCUGGCAACAACAACAGCAAACCAAGCUGAGACAUUCAUCAUCGUCCUCAUCACCAUCACCACUUACAACAUCCCCACACAACAAACGAGUACUGGAUGUUAUCGAAUGCAUAGAGAGUCAGCUACCAAUGAUCAAGAUGCUAGAUAAUGUAUCACCAUCUGUGGAUGAUGCCGACCGGUGGGAGGCACGCAUCAACUCGUCCGAUGAUCUCUCCACAAAGAGACUGGCAAUGGAUGACUCGCUGGGACAAGAGGCCGUCAAGCAAGAGUACAUUGAAUUCUCCUUGCGCUUUGAGCAACGUACCUCUCUCUUGUUGGGCGUCAGCAACUUCCUGUCAGUGUGGAUCGAGCCAAUCCAAUCAUUCUUCACACUCUGUUUCAGCCGUAAUGCCACCGUUCACGAUGCCAUCUACUUUGUUGUACAAUACAUCUACCCUACUUGCAGACGCGUACAGUCCUCUGGUGAGGGUGCUUCACUCAUCACCAGCAAUGACCCACAACAGGAAUCCUUUGUCAACAUGGUCGAUGGCUUUGGACUAUACCUUCAAGAGUCAGACACAAUGCUACUGCCCCUUCAACACAAACAGUUGUUGACCAGUUGCAAGGUCAACAAUCACAACAGUGGCAAUAGCAGGAACAUAGAGUCCGUCUUUAUAUUCAAGGCCAAGAAGCAGCAACAACAACAGAGACCAAGGGCCAGAAAGCAGCUCUCUACAUCAGGCAUCUUUUCGUUGGAUGAGGACGAGCUUGUGAGUCCUUCAGAGCAGGAGCACUGUCAAGAUGAGGGCUACAACUUGACGGUGCUAUUCCCCUCACACCAGACCUAUCGUCAGUUCCACUUCAAUCCCAACCGCACAGUCAAUCAAAUCAUCCAGUCCAUAGUCAGUGCCACAUCAACACACAAUCAACAACAGCAGCCACCCGACCUGAUGCGAUCUGGAUCAUUCGAUAUUACCUCGACCUCUCCAACCCAAACAUCCAGCACACCUUCGAACCGUCUGUCACGUGCCAUGCCACCUCUGACACCAGAGCAGAGCAGCAUAUCCUUCUUUAGCGAGCGUGGACAUACCAUAUUCGAGAGCGCACACGAAGCAGGCCACUUUUGUCUCUACUAUCAAAAGUGUGGAUCAGGAGUUUGGAUGGAAGGACAUCGUACCUUGGCAUCGUACAAUCUUCCCAACGAGGCAGUUGUUGAGUUUAAACCACCUCCAAUGGUUUGUAAACUCGCAUUGAUUGAGGGUUGCAGGAACACGAUAAAGCUGUAUCACAACAUGCAGACCUUCAUCGUUGUCUAUGGCAACUACACAAAGAUCGCUGAUCUCAAGCAUCUAUUGGCCGAGCACUGUCAAGAGGAGGACGCUGACAACAACGAACAAUCAAAUGCUACGUUUGAGUUGUUUUUAGUCAAGAGCGGUGUAUCAAUAUCACUUAGUAAUGUUGAGUCUUUCCAUCAUCUCGACAUUGAGACCAAUGAUAUACUGGAGUACAAGUUGUCAGUCAGCCAAACACCAAUCAUCAAGGACAUAUUGAUGGACAUAUCUGGUGGUAAAUCACCAACACUCAUACCAGGUGAACAUAUCAUUCUCAAGAGAAAUGGUGAUCGAUUGGUGAUGGGUCAGCUCAAGAAGGGUACUUUGUUCCUUACCAACUACCGUCUGAUAUUCAACGCAUACAACAGGUCGUCCUACGACGACUUUGGUACGAAGGAUGAUUGCGACAUCCCAAUCGCUACCAUUCAACGCAUUAAGCACAUCAGCAACAGCAUGCAAACUGAGAUCACUUGCAAGGACUUCCGCGUUUGCUCAUUCACCACUGGUGAUCCAGUCAUAUGGGAGGGUAUCAAGGACUACCUGGAGAGCAGCGACAUUGACAAGGUAUUUGCUUUUGCCAAUGCCGAGUCAUAUGAUCCCUCAAUGGAUAUAGCAUACAACGUGGAAGAGGAGUUUAUUCGUCAAGGAUUCCCUCCAAAGGAGUGGAGGAUCACCUAUGCCAAUAAGGACUAUAAGUUGUGUCCAACCUAUCCAUCACUGUUCAUUGUACCACAAUCAGUCACAGACGACGAUCUGAGGAAGAUUGCCUCGUUCAGGGAGAAGGGGCGUGUGCCUGCCAUAUGUUGGAUUCACAAGAUACACCAAUCCACCAUAUCUAGGUGCAGCCAGCCGCGAGUGGGUAUAUUCAAGUCCAAGUGUAACGAGGACGAAGAAUAUCUCAAGGUAAUCACAAAGUCCAACACCAACUCCAAGAUACUCUACGUCAUGGAUUCUCGGCCAAUGGCAAACGCCAAGGCCAACACACUUCUGGGCAAAGGCCACGAAGACACAAGCCUUUACCAAAACGUUGAGCUGCAGUUCUUGGGCAUUGGCAACAUUCAUGUGAUGAGAGACAGUUACAAGAAGAUGUACGCACUUAUACAGGCGAAUGACAGUUCAAACUGGCUCUCACUCCUCGAUGGCACUCAGUGGUUGGAGCACAUCUUCCAGUUGAUCAACUCAGCAAACAGGGUCGUAGAGUUGGUUGAUAAGAAGGGUGCAUCGAUUCUCACUCACUGCAGUGAUGGUUGGGACAGAACUAGCCAACUUGUGGCACUCUCACAGCUUCUCCUUGAUCCAUACUAUAGAACUCUCCAAGGAUUCCAAGUACUCAUUGAAAAGGAGUGGCUCAGCUAUGGACAUCAGUUCACACACCGAUGUGCACACGUCUAUCAUUCCAAUGGAGAGGAGGAGUUCUCUCCAAUCUUUAUCAUGUUUGUCGAUUCCGUCUGGCAAUUGACAAACCUCUUCCCUACUACAUUCCAGUUCAACGAAAGCUUCUUGAUAACACUAUUGGAAGCAUUGUACAACUGUAAAUAUGGAACAUUCUUGUUCAACCAUCAGAAGGAGCGAGUGUACAAGACCAUCAGAAAUGGUGCCAUCGUUUCAAUAUGGGCAUAUGUCAACAGCAACAAGGAGCAGUUCACAAACUCAUUCUACAUCCAGGACCACAAACCAAUAUUCCACCAAUUCGCCCAGUACGACAUCCAGUUCUGGAGCAACUACUAUUUCAGGUGGAGAGAUAACUUUAGGCAGCGAUCAGUCAUUGACAAUGCACUGUUGGCCAGGAUCGAGGAGAUAAAGAAGGGCAACAACAAUAAACCUGUGUUGUAA
Messenger RNA from Acytostelium subglobosum LB1, 3867 nucleotides. RefSeq lists its product as hypothetical. Gene Ontology annotation, biological process: dephosphorylation. The transcript is spliced from 6 exons. Bases 1 to 3867 code for a protein of 1288 amino acids. Lineage: Eukaryota; Evosea; Eumycetozoa; Acytosteliales; Acytosteliaceae. Gene Ontology annotation, molecular function: phosphatase activity. The record is from RefSeq and is a predicted model, not a curated record.